UCAAAGCAAGUGGCAUUUGCUGUGAGAACAAACAUUGCGUAUGACGGAAGCAUAGAUGAUGAUUCCCCUGUGCAUGGCGCUGCAGUGUCAUUUGAUGCUAAAGACUUCCUUCAUGUUAAAGAGGUAAGAAAGUAACUCCACUUUGGUUAAUUCCAGUUAAAGGAGCUGUGUCACGAAAUUCAGCCAAAUUAGGAAAUUACAAAAUGGCCGUUAAAUUAAGAGAAACAAAAAAGUAACUGCUUAAAACUUUAAAGGAAGGUUAAAAUAACAUAACAGAAACAACAGAUGUCGUGGAUGGGCAAAACUGAAGAAGAUUGAAACAGAUUCAAAUUAGGAUUUGUGAAAACUGGUCAGCCUAACAGUUUUUUCAAAGUUGAUCCCUGCUGCUUGCAACUUCAAAAAAAAAUGCUCAGGAGACAUAUUUGUUUGUCUCGGUUCUCUGAUUUUGUCAGUUACAUGUAAUUUCUUUGCUUACUUUAAGUUCCAUAGCGAUUGAGGGUGAGUAAUUGGCAAAAUUAAACAAAAUGAACUGGACUGCCGUGACACAGCCCCUUUAAAUUCAACAGAGAGGAGAAGUGCAAGGUCGCAUUACUGUGGUAUUAAAAUUUCUGGAGCACAACAGUAGGCAACUUAACCCUUUAAGCCCUAAGAGUGACCAACGUCAAAUUUCUCUCUGUAAUAUCAAUGCUUUGUAAAACAGAGUGGUCAUGAGAAUUACGGACAUGAUCACACAAGAUGAAUUUGUUUGAUGUUUUAUCAACUUCUCCCCAUUACUUCUGAAGGAAAUGAAUAGGGGCUGCAAAUGAGAAUUCCAAUUUUGAUCUUAGGGUUUAAAGGGUUAAGCAGUAAUAAUGGCAGUGGCAAUAAGAAUGACAAAAAAGCGAUUGGUUUCUAUCAGCAAAACAACAACUUUGCAUGGGCAGCUCGCUUUUUUGUACAUUUCUUAGCUGUUGUUGUACGACUGCGACAUGAAACUGAACUCAACACAAAAUUUUUCUGUUUCUAAACUCAGAUAUGGUCUUUUCGGGUUAAACCCCAGAAGAUCUUGCCAACAUUUGACCAGUUAAAUGUCAUUUAACAAGAGUGAGUUUGAAACAAUCAUCCAGAAAUUUCGCUACCAUGGUAAUGUGAUGGAACGACUUUUCCUCUCUAACCAAGAGUAACAACAUUGUGCCCCUUUUUGAGUCUGUCUGCUAUAGUUAAGCAGGCAAGAGAAAGCUCUCCUCUCCUUCCAGGCAUUAUUGAUAUUAAUGUUUUAUAAGAGACAAUUUGCCUACUUGCUAUGUCUGAAAAAACAUCUGGACUACAGCUGAAAAAUCAUUUUAUGGCAUAUACUUAGAAAUGGUAAAUAAAACAUUUACAAAAUAAAAGUGACAUCCUCACUAAGCAUGAGUCUUUCAAUUUUCAAAAAUAUUUGCAUCUAUAAUGAUGAAAUUUGAUACUACUAUGUAUGUAAGUGUUAUAGUGUGCCUUCCCUUCUCUCUCACUGGAUUUUAAGACUUUAUAUUUUUUUUUUACAGAAAUUUAAUGACGACUGGUGGAUUGGAAGAGUUGUAAAGGAGGGAUGUGACAUUGGGUUUAUUCCAAGGUACUGCUAAAUGCUAAAUACUUCUUCAAAAUGUCUCAAUUAACAUUUCAUUCAUGGUACUUUGUCAUUUUGUCAUUUGCAGUCCCAGCAAACUGAACUCACUGCAGCAACAGUUUGGACUCAGCAGUGUUGGCGGAAAAGGAAGCAAAACAAAUCAGAAGUAAGAUUUUUCAUGUAAUACUGUAUAUCAAAAAUGACACGCAGUGUUUCAUUUGAUAUCCAGACACCGAGAAGUGGGUUGAAAAAUGACGUGCAGCUAAGUUUUUUAAGACCGACUUUGAUGUGUCUGGAUAUCAUUGAUAUAGCUUCUCAAAUAAACAAUAAUUCUUGGAGAAAUUCAAAGAUAAAGUUCACAAAAUUUUAUGGUAAUUAGUAUCCGAUAUCCAAACUACCGUCAUGGUUGUGAUUUUCUUUGUUUUCUCUGUAUGUAAUAUUAUUGAGCUUGAGUCAUGGAGAAUGUCUUGUAGAUGAGUGAUUCUAGAAGAAGUAAAAAUGUGCCUUGUGGCAUUGACUUCAGUUUUGUGGUUUUGGUUGCUAUAUUGUCAAAAGUAGCAAAGUAACAAGAAAUAAGAAAAUCUAGUCUAUUAUGUGAGUAACAUCAUUAUUAAAUUUCUAUGUGAAGUACAUAGCAGUUUCUCAGAGGUUAUAAAAGGUUGUUAAGUUAAUGUACUGUUUCUUUUAUGAACCUUUCAUCUGUACCAAAGAGUCAUGGUUUUGCUGCUGUUUUUUGUUAGGUCUGGUAGUGUUUUUCAGUUCGAAGGUAUGAUGAAUCAAGCACAGUCUCCAACUAAUACCUCACCAUCACGUCAUUCCUCCACAUCAGGACAAAGUAUGUUUUGCCAUAGAAAGAUAUUAUUUAUCUUUGUUGAUAUGUGUANAAGAGUCAUGGUUUUGCUGCUGUUUUUUGUUAGGUCUGGUAGUGUUUUUCAGUUCGAAGGUAUGAUGAAUCAAGCACAGUCUCCAACUAAUACCUCACCAUCACGUCAUUCCUCCACAUCAGGACAAAGUAUGUUUUGCCAUAGAAAGAUAUUAUUUAUCUUUGUUGAUAUGUGUAAAAGAAGCUGUCAGAUUUCCGCCAAUCAGCACGAAGCAGAAACGAUCGCAAAUCUAAACAAACAUUGAAAAAAAAACAUGCUAAGGGUAGUGACAUCAUUUCUAAUGUCAUCUCUGUCAAUCAGCAUUUUUUUUGCAUCAACUUUUUCGAUGCAGAUGUUCAAAUUCUUCUAUCUCCCGGGAGAGCUUGCUCGCAGGCUACUUGGGGAAUUAGUACAAGCUAAGAGUAAUCAUGUUCACAUUACCAUCAACAGUUGAUGAUGAGAAUGGAAUGGAAUACGGUGAUGAAUCAAGUCCAUCAAGUCCAACUUCAUCCAAAACAUUGCCAAGGUCUGCAUCAGGAACCACAGUAUCAUCCCAAGGGACACAAGGCGGCAAAUCAAAAAAGCCAUUCUUCAAGAAGGUUUUGACACUUUUUAUAUAAUGUUUAUUAUGGCUAUAGUUGAAUCAGUAAAAAACAAACAGGGCUGUACUCUAUGAGGGUGACUCUCUUGGGAUCAUUGUACUUUUCUGGAAAACUGCCCACUUACCCCUCCCCUAAGCUAACAUUAAGACAUAUUUCUCACUUAGGGUAAAAUGUUGGCUUAGGGGAGGGGUAGGUGGGCAGUUUCCCAGAAAUGUAUAAUCAUCCCUCCCUCAUUACCUGUACCUUAAAAAAAUACCCCCUUACUCCAACUGCUUGUCAUGCUUAGCUUUACUAUUCCAAAAACCUUCACCUUCCUAAAUCAUGCUUCAAGGGUGUGGGAACUAGAAAUCUCUUGCUUUUACCUUAUUUGUUGGGCACCCUGAAUUUUAUAAGGGAGUUUCGGGCUUGUUGCAGUGUUUCUUAGAGCAAAGCCGUUAUGAAAUUAAUGCACAAUGAUAUGUACCUGACAGUCUUUUUUUACCUGUUUAGCAACAAGAGCAAUUCUCUCCUUAUGAUGUUGUACCAUCUAUGAGGCCUAUUGUGUUGUUGGGACCAUCCCUUAAAGGUUAUGAGGUAUGUACUGUAUUUUGUCAAGUUCUUUUAGUUAACCCUUUAGGUCCCAAGAGUGACCAACAUCAAUUUUCUCCUAACAAUAUCAGAAGAUCAUCAAGAGUAAAGUUUAUGAGAAUUACUAAAUUGAUUACCACAGGGAGAAUGCUUUGAUCAUAAACCAAAUUCUCUCAACUAUUCUUAAAAGAAAUGUAUGGAGAUCAGACUGGAGAAUUUGUAUGUGGAUACUGGGGUUUAAAGGGUUAAAAUGAACCUGCAAUCCUAAUCUCCAGGUUGUUAUUACGCAUCCGUUGCACGUAUGUAGCCAGCAUUUGUUUGGACUUCCACUAAGAAUGAAUGGAAUGCACAAAACGCAAUUUGAUCAUGCGCAUUUCGACCUUCUACCCCUUGUAAUCUAAUCAUGGGUGUUUUCACCAUCUGUCAUGUGAAACUUACGCGAAGCACAGCACAGGAGGAAAAGUGUUUUGACCUUUCAUUGUUGCCUGCACUCUAUGACCUUCAGUUAUUACUAGUUAUUAUCAAAAAAGUCAGAGUAAAGUAUUUGAAUUCUCUUUUUCAUUGUGUUUGUUAGAAGAGGUGUGACAAUUACCAGUGAUCUGCAAUAUUGUCACCAGUCAAUUCAAUAGGCCCUUUGCAGUUAGUUGUUCACUUGGUACAAAACUUCCAUGCUGGAACGAAAGAGACAUAUUCGGAGAAGACAAACAAAGGAAAUUACCAUUAUAAAAAAUGAUGUGAGCUCUUUGUUAGUCUUGUCUCAGUGUAUCCCUUGCUCUCCAGCAUGGCAGCUUUGUGCCAUGAGAAUAACUAGCUGCAAAAGGCCUAUUAUAUUAAGUAAAUAAUAGAUAUUGACUUAGAGGUUGCACUACUACUUAAGUGGUUCUUUAUCUACCUUAUUCCUGGUUGAAUUGGAAUUUGAAAAUAUCUGUUUUUGAGGAGAGGGUAAAACCGGAGUACCUGGAGAAAAACCUCUCGGAGCAAAGGAGAGAACCAUCAACAAACUCAACUCACAUAUGGCAUCAGCGCCAGAAUUUGAACCGGGGUUACAUUAGUGGGAGGCUAGUGCUCUCACCACUGCGCCACCCUUGUCCACCAAAUCCCAGACUCACUUCCCAGUUAUUUUCUGGUUGUCUUGUAAGUGUCUUUGAUUUUGCCCACAAACUAGUAAUAGGCACGUGCAGCUACUAUAGGGUGGUGCAAUCAACAAGAAAGGCUAUUAAUUUUUAAUGAUUUUCCUUUGAUGUCAUUACAGGUUACGGACAUGAUGCAGAAAGCUUUGUUUGAUUACAUGAAACACAAAUUUUCUGGAAGGUAAGUUAUGUACUGUGAUAUAUUUCUUGCUAUACAGUUAACCAGUGUUCCUGUGUUAUUUGAUGUGGAUUGUAAGCAGUAGAAGGGUGUAGAAGGGUUCAUUUCUGGUCAAGUAAACAGUAAAUACUCUCUUUUAUUAUUUUAACAUAAGAGGUGCCUAGUCAUUUAACUUAAUUCACCCUCAAGUGGACGAUCUUCUUAAGCCAGUAAGGACAUGAGUAUUUCCACCUUAGCUUUAACCCUUUAAGUGAGCUUCAAGUCCAUGCACCUUGCUGAAGUCCAGCCAUGAUCUGGCUGUACUAGUUUUUACGUUUACUUUUGAUCCACUCCUUAAGCAGGCUUGUAAAUAGCCACAUGGUUUGCUUCUUGCCACUUAGAUUUAUUAGCUUUGCUCUGUUAAUUUGAUAUAUUUCUUCAUUUACAGGAUAACAAUAAUGCGUGUUAAUGCUGACAUAACGCUGGCCAAGCGAUCAGUUAUUUCAAACCCCAGCAGGAGUAAGUUGAUGGAGAGAACGAACAGCAAAGGUUCAGGACUUGGUAUGUUUUUCUUAAAACUUUGCCAACAGUUAUCUGUAUUCUUUCCCAGGAAGAUAAGUCAUGCAGUUUGAAAAUGUGUGUUCUAGGCACAAUAUUUAUUACAAACACAGUUUGGAUUUCAUUUCAUCUUUAUUUUUGCUUGAUUUAAAGAGGACUGAACCUGUAGAUUUAAAACUGUGUUGAUUACUUUAUUUGAACAUGACUAGCAAAGUGUCAUUUACAAUUUUCGGCUCAAAUUGUUUUGUGUGCUCAAGAUUUUGUUUAAGACACUGGUUUUUGUUUUUGAUUUAAGAUUAGAGAUUGUAAUUUGUAUGAAAACAAAAUAAUUAUGAUCGUGACUGAAAUGUUAUGACGUAGCUUCUUCAACCUUUGUAUUGUAUUUGAUUAAUAUCUUUACAGCUGAAGUUCAACUAGAAAUAGAACGGAUAUUUGAGUUAGCCAGAGGGCUUAAUCUGGUUGUGUUGGACUGUGAGAGUGUGAAUCACCCUACACAUCUCUUCAAGACGUCUUUAGCCCCCCUGCUAGUGUACAUAAAAAUAAAUUCACUCAAGGUAAAGUUUCUGUUUCUGGUUGAUGUUGAUGACUCAUUUAGUCAUCAAUACAUUAUUCAUCUUUUACAUUUCAAAAUAGCUUUAUUGGGAAAAGAUUUUCUGUGAGACAAGAAUUUCUAAAAAGAGCAGUAAAGAUACAUUGUUCUUACUAAAGUUCAUUUUGGGAUUGUGGACAUCAUGUUUAUGUUUUUUAUGGAAUGAAAUCUAGUGAAGAAUAGUAAUGACAAGUAAUGAGGGUAAUCAUAUAUUUUUGGCAAGCAUACCCCAAACCAAGAAUCUGUAUAGUUAUAUGCUUCAAGAAAAAGUAUCUUAGGUUACACAUACCCAUUGCGGUGAAAUAAUUACGCUCCCCACCACUCAAAUGUGCUUGAAAUAAAUAAGCCCCAUGUGGGGCUUGAUAGAGGAUUUAUGCUCAUUAUCACUUUGGCCAUACACUGUUUAAUUAUUACCUUUUGGUAUUAUCUGCAGGUCUUACAGAGACUCAUAAAAACCCGUGGCAAAUCCCAGUCUAGAAAUCUCAAUGUACAGCUUGUGGCAGCUGAAAAAUUAGCCCAGUGUGGGAAUGUAAGUAGUAAAAUUGUCUAUAUAUAUUAUUAGUUCUUGUGAUUGGUCUAUGUUUGAUUGCUAUCUAUUAUGAUAGUAGAUUUUGGCUGAACUCUUAGUCCCAAGAGUGAUCAACAUCAAUUUUCUCCUUAGCAAUAUCAAUAUACAAUCAAGAGAAAAUGUUGUGGGAAUUAGUAAAAUGAUCACCUGAGGGAAAAUGCUUUCAUAUUAUUUUUAUGAAAAUGUAUAGAGACCAGUUUGGAGAAUUUGUAUGAGGAUAUUGGUGCUUAAAGAGUUAAAUCGUCUCAGUGUUCAAAGAAAGUUGUGUCCGAUAGCCUGGGCAGGGCUAGUGGAUUUUGCUAUCAGGCUAGUGAUUUUUGUUUUUAACUGGCCCGAUGGGCAAGUGCUGUUGUUUUGGGGAAAUUCAACUUACAGAAGGACUGUAAUCAAUCCUGCUGAUCAAAAAGGGUUUUUAGGGCUAAUUGAAAUGACUUGUGGGCUAGUACAUGCUAGCUACAGCUUGCCCUAAUGGCAGGCUGUAAAAUUCUUUGCACCCUACAUCUUAAGUGACUCUGACUGAAAUGCUUCAUAUUCUGUUUAUUUACUUUUACUUUCGUUGUCGUCAUCAGGAGGCUUAGGAACAAGCAAUUUUUUCCCAGCCUGUAGUUGCCUCUGAUUUUGAAACAGUGUGCAUACCCUUUGAUAAAAUAAGAUAUGAAUUUGGUGGGUGUGAGAUAAAAGAAAUUGUGGUAAGGGCUGUAACUAAGGGGAAGGGGCCAAGAUUUCCCCCUGGUUGCUGUGAGCUUGACCCCCUCCUACUUUCAUAGGAAACAAAAGAAAAUUAGAAUGAUGGAAACUGCUUAUCUGUCCAAUUCCCCACCUGCUAAUUGCACAUAUUGUGUGGCACGAAAUUUUUACGGGAGUUAAUUUUUGUGGAUUGGCGAUUUUUUUUUGACAGAUUGGUUUUUCUUGUUGGUGAUUAUUUUUUUGUGAUUUUCAGAGUUUUUUAUUAAGUACUUGCAAUAGAAAUACAUAUUUUCAAACAAUACUACAGUGUGCGUACCCUUUGUAAAACCAGUAUUUCACUGUAUGCCGUUUUGUUAGUGUACAAAGCGAAUUUAAGUUAGAGAAUAGUUACUCUGGGGUAAAUUUUUGCGGGAAAAAUGUUUGCGGUAAUUUUUAUUUGCGGGAACUUAUUUAGCGGAUCACUGCAAAAAUUGCAAAAAUAAGAACCCACAAAAAUUUUGUGCCACAAUUUUGUACCUGGCAACUUAAAAUCAUGGUAACAGCCAUACUGCUCACACCCCUCCCUCUGCAAAUGCCUAAAUAUCUAACUCAUGGAAGACCUAGUCUGCCAUAACUAACUCCAACCUCUCUGGGUAGAACUCUUAUAUGGUAUCUAAGGAUUCAUGUGAAGGUGUUUUCCCCUAUGCUUGUUACAUAAUAAAGGCCACAUCUUUCUCACAUCUUGUUUGGUUUAACACAAAGGAGGCUUAUGACCUUGUGCUGGAUGAAGCUCAGCUUGAUGAUGCAUGCGAUCAUCUGGGAGAAUUUCUUGAAAGUUACUGGAGAGCGACGCAUCCACCCAAUCAGCCAGGCAGCAGGCUGCCGACUGUACAGCCACAACCAUCUUCCCAGCAAUAUCAUACUGUGGACUCAAAUGAAAGGCCUAGUGUUUAUUUGUAA
Porites evermanni is the source of this 8242-nucleotide messenger RNA. Lineage: Eukaryota; Metazoa; Cnidaria; Anthozoa; Scleractinia; Poritidae. The record is from the annotation of a GenBank genome assembly.